Sodiomyces alkalinus F11 is the source of this 1649-nucleotide messenger RNA. RefSeq lists its product as hypothetical. The coding region runs from base 119 to 1498 and encodes 459 amino acids. Lineage: Eukaryota; Fungi; Ascomycota; Sordariomycetes; Glomerellales; Plectosphaerellaceae. The transcript has a single exon. The record is from RefSeq and is a predicted model, not a curated record.
CUUCCGCCUGUCUUCUCAGCCAGGAACGCACAUAACUGCCCCUCCAUUCCGAUAUUGUCAAUCAGAACUCGGCAGAAGCGUGUCGGAGGGAACCAGCGUGGCCGCUAUCAACAAGAACAUGUCGUCCUCCACGAAUAGCACCCAGCGGGUGCCGGCCUGGAAGCGAUUGGGCCUCAAACUUAAGCAACAGCCUGCAGCAGCAGGAGGUACAGACAUUGGAAGCAGUGGGCCCCCCUCUUCCACACCAGGAGGAUCGCGGCCCAACUGGGCAGGAACUCAGAAUCUGGGCGUCAACGCCUCGGCUGUGACCACCAAACGAAAAUUGCCUGAAAAUUCCACGGAUUCCCCUCCUGCGGCGGCUUCACCUUACAAAAAGGCCCGCACGAGCGACGCGGCCUCCUCUGCCACUCCCACUCUAAAGAAACAAAAGUCCGUCUCCUUCGCCGAAGACACGAAACCCGGCCUCCCUGCCCUGGCGGAGCGCAACGGCAUCAAGACGCCGUCGAAGAAACAGGCCGUGAAGGCGUCGGCGCCGAAGAAACAAAAGAAAUCUCAGCCAGAAGCGGAUAUCAAGCCGGCCCUAGCCUACCUCAAGGCGUGGAAGACGUCCCGGGACAGCUGGAAGUUCAACAAGAACCACCAGACUCUGUUGGUGAAGCGGGCCUUCCGGCCCGACGCUAUCCCGUCCGAAGACAUCGAGACGUUCUACGAGUACAUUCGAGACUUGAAAGGGUACACGCGACAGCGACUGAGGGAGGUGGCGAUGGAGGUCCGGAAAGAAGACGAUGCCGCGCGGGGCAAGGAAGGGUUUCCGGAGGGGACUGCAGACCCCGAUUCCAAGCAGGCCGAGUAUGAAGCUCUCGUCGAAAGCUUUAAGAGGCUAGACACCGGAGCUGGGGGGUCAAAGAGGAAGAGGUUCGACGAGGUCGAGUUCGUGUCUCGAAAUCUGGACAACGCUGUCACCCAGAGGGUCGUGAAGCGGAUGCGGGCCGAAUUGAUACUGGAGGAUUUGUCAGAAAGCGAGGACAGCACAGACAGCGAUGCUGAAACGACGACCACCACGGAAACCUCCAAGACCACGGCCACCAGCGAGUCGUCGACGCCGGCGCCGCCGCCGCAAAAUGUCGCCCGGGUGGACGAGCGGCAGCGGCUGCCGAAACUGGAGAAUGAGACUCUGCCCCUGCCACGCGCGCGGCGGCGCAAGGUGCGCGUCAUGGCUGAUGACACGAGUUCGGACGAGUCGUCGUCGGAUUCUGAUUCUGAUUCCGAUUCCGAGAGCGAUUCGGGGUCCGAUGCCAGCGGCAGUGGAAGCGGCACAGACGGCAGUUCGUCGGACGAGGACGGCGGCGAUUCCGCGGACGACGAUGAUACAUCGAGCAGUGAUUCCGCCGACUCGUCGGAUGAGGAGACCGAAGCCGAAUCGUCGGAGGAUUCGUCGGAUAGUGAAGAUGAGCUGCCUAGCAAAGCGAGAGGGGCUCAGUUGAAGAAGGCGAGGUGAAAGGUUCUCGAUCCAAAGAUCAGGAACUGAUGAACAGUUAAUUGGACUUCGGAUGGUGGAAACUCAUUAAUUGUAGAGUUAGACCUUUAGACACCACCUUGUAGGUGGGCAAUUUCUAGCAAUGGACAGAUAAGGAUACCCCCUUCCCCUA